GUCCGAGGUAGCGCCAACCUGUCAUUUAUUUUAACAGCAACUUGCACACUUGCACCGGUUGAGUUUCUCUAUCUGUCACACAGAAGGUAACCGAAGAUAUUGCUCAUUGUCAGUCCUCGCGCUGGAGCUGAACAGCCUUUGCUGUUGAGCGCUCGUCAGGGGAGCGGACCUGCAUCCUAAAGCAAACCUUUCUGAGACAUUGCAGUCCUGUCACGACUCCGGCUCUCCUAUUUGUCUCAACCACGAGAGCGGAGAGAAGAAGAGGAAGAAGUGUCUCAACGGUGGUAACAUGGCAAGACCUAGCAUCAUUUAAAGUGGUCCAUCUUCUGCUCUUUUAAUUCCACUGCAGCAACCUGAAAACGUGAAUGGUGACUGAGGCUGUCAUUCUGCCAAACAUCUCCUUUUGUGUUUCAUGGAAGAAAGAAAGUCAUAUGGGUUUGUAACAUAAAGAUUAACGUAAAAGUGCAGUGAAGGACCUCUUGAGGCUAUGCACUUGCGUGCUUUUGGUAAAAGCAUGUUGUGGGUUACACUGCUAAGCACAAUUGCACUUGGAUGGACGACUCCUAUCCCUCUUCUUGAUGACUCAGAGGAAAUAGAUGAGCCUUGCUUUGAGCCCUGCUACUGCGAGGUGAAAGAAGGCCUGUUUCAUGUUCAUUGUGACAGCAAAGGAUUUACAAACAUUAGCCAAGUCUCACAGACAUGGCUUAGACCAUUCAAGCUCUACCUGCAGAAAAACACUUUAAGGAAGCUCUACUUCAACAGCUUUCUGCACUUGAACAAUGCGAUUGCCAUUAAUCUGGGCAAUAAUGCCUUGCAGGACAUCCAUGUUGGGGCUUUCAAUGGUUUGGGCUCUCUGAAAAGAUUGUACCUUCAUGAAAACAAGCUGGAAGUGUUUCGGAAUGACACAUUUCUUGGACUGGAGAGUUUAGAGUAUCUUCAGGCUGACUAUAACGUUAUCAAGAGAAUAGACAGCGGAGCAUUCCGAAAUCUCUACAAACUCAGAGUGCUCAUCCUUAAUGACAAUUUAAUACCUGUGCUGCCGGCUUUUCUUUUCAGAUCUGUCUCUCUGACGCACCUUGACUUGAGAGGCAACAGACUAAAGACGUUGGCUUAUAAAGGUAUUUUGGAAUAUAUUGGUCGCAGUCUUAUGGAGAUCCAGCUGGAAGAGAACCCUUGGAACUGUGUCUGUGAAAUCAUCCAGCUCCAGGCCUGGUUGGAGCGGAUUCCAUACACUGCAGUUGUCGGAGAGAUCACAUGUGAGUAUCCCUUCCACCUCCAUGGAAAGGAUCUUAGAGAGAUCAAACGCAGUGAGCUCUGUCCCAUACUGAGUGAAGCAGAGAUUGAGUCAAUUCUAGGCAUCCCCCACUUGCCAGUCUACAUAGGGAGGGUGAGGCCUACAAAGCCUUCAUCGAUUGUCUUCCCCAAUCAAAACACUGUUUCCUCUGUGGAACAAAGGGAAAGACCUCCAAAGCCAACAAAAAGACCAAGGCCCUCAAAGACACCACCAACACCACGUAGUGUGUUCCCUAAUCAGCCACCUAUAGCUGGAUAUCAGACAAGGCCACCUAUACCAAUCAUUUGCCCCAUUGGAUGUACCUGUAAUUUGCAUAUCAGUGACCUUGGUUUGACAGUCAACUGUAAGGAAAAUGGGUUUCGGAACAUUUCUGAAUUAAUGCCUCGACCCUUGAAUGCUAAGAAGCUUUACUUAAGUGGAAAUCUCAUUCAGAGAAUUUAUAAGUCAGAUUUUUGGAAUUUUUCCAGUCUCGAUUUAUUGCACUUGGGUAACAAUCAGAUAUUCUACGUCCAAGAGAGAGCUUUUGUUAAUCUCCCUAAUUUGAGAAGUCUUUACCUGAAUGGUAAUAACAUUGAGAGCUUAACUCUUGAUAUGUUUCAUGGAUUGCAGAACCUCCGGUUCCUGUAUUUUGAAUACAAUGAAAUAAGAGAAAUUCAGCCAGCUGCCUUCAGUUUAAUGCCUUCCCUGCAGCUAGUCUUUCUUAACAACAACCUCCUGCAUACACUGCCUGUGGGAGCAUUUGCAGGUACUUCGCUCUCACGCCUGAACCUGCGCAACAACUACUUCCACUGCCUCCCAGUAAGUGGGGUUCUAGAACACCUGCAUGCGGUCGUUCAGAUUGACCUGAAUCAGAAUCCCUGGGACUGCUCCUGUGACAUCAUCCCUCUGAAAGAAUGGCUGGACACACUAAGCUUAGUGGUCAUAGUUGGAGAGGUGGUGUGUAAGACCCCAGAUCUGGUUGCAGGAAAAGAUUUACGCUCUCUGAAUUCUGAGGUGAUUUGCCCUGAGCUUCGACAGUCCUCACUGUCUCCUGCUGAAUCAGAUAGUGCGCUUAUCACAACAUAUCCCGGGGUGGGGCUGCACCCGCCAAAAGGUGCCAUACCCCUCUCCGUUCUCAUUCUCAGCUUGCUGGUUCUGUUUGUGUCUGCCUUCUUUGCUGCUGCAGCUCUUUGUGCAUAUGCUCUUAAAAAGCGUGAAAAGCUACCCUUUAGGAAGCAAGGGGAAGUGGGCCUGGCAGGCAUUCAGAUGGAAUGUGGAAUAUUCACUGAGCAGCCACCCACCUUACCUGAAACUCCUCCUUCCAGUCACGUGUAUGAUAGUAUUGGUGCUCCUUCUUCGCACAUGUGCAGUAUCCCUAUUUAUAAAACUGGCCAGGAGGAGUCAGGGCAGAAGCAUCCUUUCUCAGAGACAAAAGAGGUUGGAUCGCACUACAGAACACUUGUGGAGAAAGAAAAAGAGUGGACCAUAGCAAUCUCUAAUUCCCCCAUUAACACUAUUGUCGGUGUUGGAACACCAUGUAGUGACAUUGCCGGCUUUUGUGAAAAUGGAAUACUCUGCCCAACUGUCAUUGAUAGCCAAGGUCCCACCCCCAAGGUGGGAUUAGUGGACAGUCUUUUUGGCACAACUUCUCAGUUUAGCAACCUGUCGGACAGGCAUAUACACGCCCACUCAGAGUGCCCACAUGCAAACCAGGAUGCAAGACAAAAGCAAAUGAUCACAACCACUACAGGGACAAGGACCGGAUGUCCUAAUCAAACCCAAAGUGAUUACCCUGAGCUGAGGGCUAGACUCAAAACAAAGAUGGAUUACAUUGAUAUGCUGGAGAGGUCUUAUCAGUUCUAAGACAUGUCAGAUAAAAGACUGCACAUCCAAAAUGAAAAUGGUAAGAUGGCAAAAUAAUUAAUGCAAGUUGCUCUGGAGGAAAUCCCUCGUUCAGAUUUUUUAAAGUGCCUUCAUAAGAGCAGCCAGCAAUGUUGUAAAUGAGUAUUUUUUUAUCACAGUUUUAUUUAUCUAAAUACAUAGAUUUACAUAGUAAGGGAAAGGAUCAACUGCUGUUUUGAGAUAUUGCAAUGUUGGUAAACAUAAGCAAAGUGAUAUGUAUGAAUGCAGGGUGUGUGGUCUUGGCUUUUAACCUGUUUGCAUUAAAAAUUCUGAGAUAUUUUUAUUUAAAAAAAAAUUGUCUUUCAGCAAUAGAUACUGCAGUUAUUGUAUAACUGUCAAGUGCUUUGUUGAAUCUGUAUUUUCAAAUUGAGUAGAUUGUCUUUAUUGGGUCUUAAAUGGUUUUAUGGACCAAGGUUAGGACAAAUCACGUUAAAUGUGGGGAACUAUUGAUCAUGUCCUUACAUGAUCUGUCUCACAAAGGCAAGGACAGAUAUGUGCAUAUAUUUAUUCUUAGAGUAUAGUGUUGCAAUUAUUAUUGUAAGACAUCAUGUUAAAUCAGUGUAUAAUGAUUAUGCCUCUGGUUUAUCCUUCCUUGAA
Xyrauchen texanus (razorback sucker) is the source of this 3772-nucleotide messenger RNA. Its product is annotated as SLIT and NTRK-like protein 3. NCBI's taxonomy places the organism in Eukaryota, Metazoa, Chordata, Actinopteri, Cypriniformes, Catostomidae. The transcript has 3 exons. Gene Ontology annotation, cellular component: GABA-ergic synapse; postsynaptic density membrane. Gene Ontology annotation, molecular function: protein binding. Bases 488 to 3136 code for a protein of 882 amino acids. Gene Ontology annotation, biological process: regulation of presynapse assembly; axonogenesis; positive regulation of synapse assembly. The record is from RefSeq and is a predicted model, not a curated record.